UCGCUUUGGCUACUGGAAAUAUUUGGGUCUUCACGCAGACGAGAUCGUAGGAUUCGUUUCAGCGAGAUGUUUGUGCAACCAUCUGUGUUCAGUCAUUUCUCUCUGGAGGAGAUUGCCGAGAGACAGUAUUCUCUAACUUAUUUCAAUGAGCGAGGAUCUGCAGAAUAUAAAAUCAUAAGCCUCGUUCCGCGUUCAAAUGGCUCAGCGUUCAAGAUGAAGGUGAUUGAAGAUAAGGGUAGUCUUCUGAACUGGUUCCCGACCUUUGAUUACAAGGUCAUCCCGGCACAGCGAUCCAAGUUGGUCAACGCGACAUCCAGCGAGGAAUUAUGGUGCGUAGGGCGAUGCGAGUCCCGUGGUGCCUUAUUUAGUAUGCACAAAGGCUACAGGGCUGAAAAGUCGAUUCCUGAAACGCGGUUUAAGGAUGUGACCCAGAUUUAUGAAUUCAGGCUUCGAGGCCAACCACAUUUUGUACUAUCCAGCUUUCAAGAGUCAUGGGUAAUUGCGUUCACCAACGAUGAUGACUCUGGGGAUGUCACAGAAUUGUCUCAAUUUAGGACUAACCAGCGCACUAUUUAUUUUGGGAUGCUACCAGACGGCAGGUUCAUUCAAAUCUUCGAACAUGGGUGGCGAGUUGGCACAUUUCAAUCUAGCGAUUUUUUGACCACCAACGUUCACGAAAGAAUAAUAUUGAGCGCCCUCUGGGGAAAUAUAGUGGUUUUGGCUUACGAAUAUGGUGAUGAAAUGAUACAGGUUAACAUUGAAGCAUUCACUAUGUCAGGAAAGUCUAUAACCGUUAGCCCAGGAAUUAUUGGGAUCCAGCCAUCUUUUUUGAAGUUUGUCACUAGGCACAAACAGCCAUACUUGGCAAUCGGAACUUACGCAAAUAAGAUCCACUUUUAUCAUCUUGAGGACCAUCGGCUACUGCUCUCUGACACACUAGACCUCUCGAGUCAAAUUAAUGAAUUUGUGACUCCUCACGAUAUAAUUUGCACAGAGCGCCACUCUCUCAUGACAUCGAAGGAUGGAAGUCUUUUACUAUACGAGGACGAGAAACCACUUGCUUUGUUAAAGAUUGGCGAGAUACCGGCCAGCCUUCUCCAACAUAGCGAAAGCGAAUUUUUUAUCGUCACUAAAACUUUGUGGAAACUUGACUUGACUAAAUCAUGCUAUCCGGAGAGAAUAUGGGUUGCAGAAACUGUUGAUAGAGGAUGUCACGCUGCAGUGUUGGUUCCAAUGGCACACGACGAUUUGCUUUCAAAGUACGAAGAAGAUCAGCUUCUUGCUGUUCGAGAUGAUGGCCUAUGCAGUCUGUUUGUGUCUCGCACAAUAGACUGGAGCAUCAAAAAAAUCACUCUUGGCUCCACACCAUUAAGAAUGAUGUACUACGAGUACCAUAACGUUUUUGUCGUGCUGGUAGCUGGCCCAGAAAAACUGCUGUUUAUUGAUCACAAGACCAGAAAAGUGCUUGCAACAGACCAGGAAGAACAAGUUUUGGCCGACCACGAGCAGCCUUUAUCGAUAUCCGAAUGGCAUGUGAAGUCUCGUAGGGUGGAAGAAUACACGCAUAAGCAUCUGCUCGUUGGAUGCAUUGAUCAAAGAGAUGGCUCGGGGCUUGUCAAAAUCAUUGAACUCAAAAAAGUCAAAGACGCCGUCUUACUUAAGGUCUUGUACUCAUGGACCCAAUCGUCGCCAGUUGCUGCGGUUGCACAACUUCCAGACUCCGUCAUUAUUUAUUCAGAUCGCAAUUCUGUGCGCCUUAGAAAAUACAAGCCUUUGGAAAGCAAGCUCAGCGAUACCUUUGGCCAACAGUCAUUUCCAUCCGAAGUCAAAGAGAUUAAUUGCGUUGGUACCCAUGUCGCUGUAGUGACCGCCAAAGACUCAGUGUAUACUUAUCAUUAUCUUCAGGAACCAAAUGGGUCUCUUUCGCCUCAUUUAAGCGAUCCUGUCAGUCGGGAUCUCAUGGGUCACUGCAUUAUACGGGAUUCGUUUAUCGUUGCUGCAGACAGGCAACAGCAGACCAUAUUGGUGAUUCCAAAUAACACAGACUAUUACGCGAGCCUUACAACACAAGAAGCUCUUGAGUGGAAAACGCCAUUUAUUCCACGACUACAUGAGUGCGAGUUCCAGCCGUUAUGGAGUGUUCGCCAAACAAACACCAAAUUUCUGGCCAUGGGACUCAAUGGAGAAAUUCGGAUGUACUACGAAAUCACGGAAAAUACAUUCGAUAAGAUAUGCAGACUCAAGGCCAAACAAGCGCAGAAGAAUAAAGAGCAACUGCCAUUGCUAUUAAGUGACAUUCCAUCGCUAUACCCAGAAAAUUCUCCGAUUGUCAAUGUGGACUCGAUUACUGAUAAAUAUGGGGAGAUAGGUGACUUCGAACUCGACACAUUGCUUCAUAGCACCAUAAUAUGAACACAACCUAGUUUUCAACCUCUUUUUUGAUUUUGUCCAGAAGAUCAUUGAUUCUAGGAGCCAUCAGAGGUUGUCCUGUUCUUGUCUUCGCGUUCUUUAGUUCCUUUGUUUUUUG
Ogataea polymorpha is the source of this 2527-nucleotide messenger RNA. RefSeq lists its product as uncharacterized. The transcript has a single exon. The annotation marks the transcript as partial. The record is from RefSeq and is a predicted model, not a curated record. Lineage: Eukaryota; Fungi; Ascomycota; Pichiomycetes; Pichiales; Pichiaceae. Gene Ontology annotation, molecular function: protein binding.